Molecule: messenger RNA, 1302 nt
Organism: Micromonas pusilla CCMP1545
Lineage: Eukaryota; Viridiplantae; Chlorophyta; Mamiellophyceae; Mamiellales; Mamiellaceae
Exons: 1
Coding region: 1-1302 (433 amino acids)
Biological process (GO): glucose metabolic process; beta-D-galactose catabolic process via UDP-galactose, Leloir pathway
Molecular function (GO): carbohydrate binding; aldose 1-epimerase activity
Source: RefSeq, a predicted model, not a curated record
AUGUGGUCGAACCGCCGCCGGAAGCGCAACGCGGAGCUCGCCGCGGUCGCGGCCGCGGUCGCGGCGUCGAAGAAGAAGACCGCGGGCGUCGGCCUGCCGUUCGCGCUGGAUCUCGUCAGCGCGGUCGUCGCGGCCGCGGGGACGCUCCGCGCGAUACGCGACGACGCCGGCGCGGGCGCGCGCGUGCGCGCGUUCGUCAAGAGGAAGACGUCCUCGAAGAAGAAGAAGAAGAAGGAGGAGGAGGAGGAGGAGGAGGAGGCGAAGGACGCGAGCGGGCUCGAGACGAUCGUGCUCCGCGCGCGAGGCAUCGAGCUGCACGUCUCCCCGUUCGGGGCGACGGUCACGAGGCUCCUCGUCCCGGACAAGCGCGGACGCGCGGACGACGUCGUGCUCGGGUACGACGCGCUCGCGCGGUACGACGCGAGCGAAGACCGGCCGUACUUCGGCGCCGUCGUCGGGCGGUGCGCGAACCGCAUCGCCGACGCGUCCUUCUCCGUCGACGGCGCGACGUUCGACGCGCUGAAAAAAAACAACGGGAACAACUGCCUGCACGGCGGCGGCGUCGGGUUCGACCGAAAGUGGUGGACCGUCGACGCGCUGCUCCCCGCGGACGUCGAGGCCGGGCUCGGGAUGGGCGUGCGCAUGUCGUACGUCUCGCGAGACGGCGAGGAGGGCUUCCCGGGGACGGCGACCGUCUCGGCGACGUAUCGCGUCGUCGACGGCGGCGAGUGGCGCACCGAGUUUCGCGCGACGACGACCAAACCCACGCCGAUGAACCUCGCGCAGCACUCGUACUUCAACCUCCGCGGGCACGACGCCGGCGUCAGCGUGGACGAGCACGAGGUGCGGAUACGCGCGAGCGGGUACACGCCCGUGGACCCGGAGACGAUGAUACCGCUCGGGUCGGUCGCGCCGACGACGGGCGCGUUCGACCUCCGCGACUGGACCGCGAUCGGGGCGCGGCCGCCGCCGGGGGGGUACGACCACAACUUCGCGCUCGACGGGUACGCGCAGGUGAACGGUCGCUCCGCGUUGUUCCUCGCCGCGGAGGUGCGCGAGAGGGUCACCGGGCGACGGAUGGAGGUGUGGUGCGACCAGCCCGGCGUGCAGUUCUACGCGGGGAAUUUCGUGGACGCGAGGGGGACGGGGAAGGGCGGGGCGACGUACGGCAAACGCGGGGGGCUGUGCCUGGAGACGCAGCACUUCCCAGACGCGGUGAACCAGCCGAACUUUCGGACGUGCGUGUUGCGGCCGGGGGAGACGUACUCGCAUUCCAUGACGCACAAGUUUUUCGCCGAGUGA